Messenger RNA from Cololabis saira (Pacific saury), 800 nucleotides. It is a transcript of the gene cetn4, whose product is annotated as centrin 4. The coding region runs from base 103 to 612 and encodes 169 amino acids. The record is from RefSeq and is a predicted model, not a curated record. Gene Ontology annotation, molecular function: enzyme regulator activity; calcium ion binding. Gene Ontology annotation, cellular component: central plaque of spindle pole body. Gene Ontology annotation, biological process: spindle pole body organization. The transcript is spliced from 5 exons. NCBI's taxonomy places the organism in Eukaryota, Metazoa, Chordata, Actinopteri, Beloniformes, Belonidae.
CUCAACCAGAGAGGAACGAAAACAAAACACUCGACCGUUGCUAACUGUUUCUAUUCGUUGACAUCCAAACACUGAAGCUUUCCUGAUCCACUCAAUCAUCAAAUGGCUUCAAGUUCCCGGAAACCACUUUCUUCUGCGACUCACAAGAAGAAAUCAAAACAUGAACUAACUGAGGAUCAAAAGCAGGAGAUUAAAGAGGCUUUUGAUCUGUUUGACACGGAUGGAGCUGGAUCCAUAGACGUGAAGGAGCUAAAGGUUGCCAUGAGAGCUCUUGGCUUUGAACCAAAGAAAGAAGAAAUCAAGAAGAUGAUUUCUGACUAUGUUAGAGAGGGCUCUUCUACAAUUGAAUUUGGUGAAUUUCUCAGCAUAAUGACGGUGAAAAUGAGUGAAAAGGACUGCAAGGAGGAAAUAUUGAAGGCCUUCAGGCUCUUCGACGACGACAGCACAGGGAAGAUCUCCUUUAAAAACCUUAAACGGGUUGCCAAGGAGCUGGGGGAAACCCUCACGGAUGACGAGCUGCUGGAAAUGAUUGAUGAAGCAGAUCAAGACGGAGAUGGUGAAGUCAAUGAACAGGAGUUUCUUCGGAUUAUGAAGAAAACCAACCUUUAUUGAACCCGAGUGAGCUGCAGUCCAAGACGGCCUUUUUAACGUUCACAUCUGAUCCUGUUGGAAGUUUAUUCCGUGGCGUUUGUGGAAUUUAGACAGAUAGGUUUUCCUUGUAAAUAUAUAUUUUAAUAUACUCUAAUCUUUGCAGAGAUUGUUUUUCUACAACAGAAAUAAAUAUAUUUCUUCACAGUCAA